UUAUGACUCAAGCAACCACCAACUCUUCCUUUGCAAGUAACAAAUCAUCACUCAUCCGCAUUGUCAAUACUCUAUCCAAUCCAGCUCGGAAAGCCAACAAGAAUCAACCGCUUCAACUCUUUUGAAAAGCAAACAAAACCAAAAGCAUAAGACAAAGAAGGACAAAAUUGCAGUUACCAAUGAACAGAGAAAGUACAACCCAAGAUUUGUUCUCACAAGCCUUUUCUCUCCUUUCAUGGCUUUGAAUAUGAUGCUUCAAUCAUGGUUAGUUUUGAGCCUUGUUUUAGUACUAGACGGUUUAUCAGUACCAACCUGUCACUGCCAGACGAACAUUGAAACUUUCUACCCCAAUGAAACUUCAGCACCAGCCCCGGCAACACAACCGCCGGAGCCGCCACCACUACCACCACCAACACAAGGGCAGGCUCCGGGACCAGUGGUGGCGUCCCGGAGUACUUCAUCGAAUGGUAAGAUCGCAAAGGCGGUGGCUGUAACUGCAGCAAGCACUUUGGUUGCUUGUGUUUUAAUGUUCAUUUUAGUCCAGAGGUGCUUAAGGGGAAGAAGAAAAAGAAAGGAAAUCAUGGUGAGUAACACUGGUGGUUCUGGUGGAGAUAGGCGUGUUGUUCCUCAGGGAAAUGCGUUUGAACGAAUUGAUGGGAAUGUCAGGGGACUGAUUGUUGAUGAGGAUGGUUUGGAUGUGGUUUAUUGGAGAAAACUUGAAGGGAAAAACAACAACAACAACAUGGAUCUUCAUAAGGAGGUCUUGCAAAGUCCCAAAAAUGAAGAAGGAAUAGAAGAUGAUCAACGUCAAGGGAAAAAAAAUAUCAAGUUCAUCCAAGAAAUUCCUCUGCUUCGUGGGAAAUCUUCAUCUUCCCACAUGAAGAUAUCUCCAGAAGAGGAUCAGCCAUGUAGAUUUGCAACAAUUCCCUCUCCUCUUCCUUCAUCUUCUUCUGUUCCUCGGGUAUUAGGUGGAGUUGCUAUCAAGGGUGUUCAGGAACCAGAUUCUCCUUCUCAACCAUCCACUCCACCCCCUCCAAUUUCGCCAUCAACACCAUCCCCCAUUUCUUUUCCAGCACCACCUGUCCCUCCUUCAAUCCCAGCUAGACAGAGUCCAACACCACCUCCUCCGACGACGAAGACAGGUGCUUCGAAUUCAUCAUCAAAAACACCACCUGGUCCCAUUGAAAUGCCAGUUAUCUCCACCAGCAAGCAAGGAGACUCUUCAGGGAAAGGCAUGCCAGAAACAAGCAAUGAUCAAGUGAAGCUGAAGCCUUUGCAUUGGGAUAAGGUGAAUACUAAUGCUGAUCACUCCAUGGUUUGGGACAAAGUUGAUCGUGGAUCUUUCAGUGUGGAUCAAGAUCUUAUGGAAGCUCUCUUUGGUUAUGUGGCCACGAACCGAAGAUCCCCAAAAGGAAAGAAUCACUCAACAAGUCCAAGCAGGGAUACCUCUGCUCCAUCAACAAAAAUAUUCCUUCUUGACCAGAGAAAAUCACAGAACAUUUCUAUUAUAUUGAAAUCUCUUGCAGUCUCACAAGGUGAAAUUCUUGAUGCGCUCGGCGAUGGUAAAGGCCUCAACAUGGAAACCCUUGAAAAGCUAUCUAGAGUUUCCACAGCAGAAGAAGAGCAAUCACUGAUCCUUCAAUACAAAGGAGACCCAGCAAGACUUGCUGCAGCUGAGUCUUUCAUCUAUCACAUCCUUAAAGCGGUUCCUUCAGCAUUCAAGCGCUUGAAUGCGAUGUUGUUCAGAUUGAACUAUGAUUAUGAGAUUCUAGAAAUCAAGGAAUCUCUACAGACCAUUGAACUGGGGUGUAAGGAGCUUAAAAGCCAUGGAAUCUUUGCGAAGCUUCUUGAAGCAGUGCUUAAGGCAGGAAAUAGAAUGAAUGCAGGAACUGCUAGAGGUAAUGCUCAAGCUUUUAACUUGGAUUCUCUAAGAAAGCUUUCUGAUGUCAAGAGCAGCAAUGGAAAUACCACAUUACUUCACUUUGUGGUUGAAGAGGUAGUUCGUUCGGAAGGAAAACGUGUUGUUCUGAACCGCAAUCACAGCCUGAGCCGUAGUAGUAGCAGUAGGAGUACUAGCAACAUCAGCGGAGACUCCACGAGCAAUGCUGCUUCAAAUGGAGAAAGAGAAAGGGAAUUUACAAAGCUAGGAUUGCCAAUUGUAGGAGGGAUCAGUUCUGAGUUGUCAAACGUUAAGAAAGCAUCACAUAUAGAUUACAACAGUAUAGUUGGUUCAAUCUCAGCCCUCUCAACGCGGCUAGUUGAAAUUCAAGAACUUGUUUCUCAGUGUGGAAAUAGUGAAGGAGAUUGUUUUGCAAAAGAAAUGAACCAUUUUCUCCGAAAUGCUGAACAAGAAUUGAAAUUAGUGAGGGACAAAGAAGCAAGCACAUUGCAGCUUGUCCAUAGAACAACACAAUAUUAUCAAGUAGUGGCUUCAAAAGACAAUGCAGCACAAAGUCUCAAACUAUUUGUUAUAGUAAAGGAUUUUAUGGGGAUGGUUGAUCAAGCUUGCAUUGAGAUUGCGCGUGACAUGCAGAAGAGGAAGACCCUCAAGUAAAUUUUUGGCUAAUCACCAGAAGAGUAAUAGAAAGAAGUCAUGAGAUUAUCUGAUUCUAAUAAUCUCAGCGAAUCUAAUUCACGACUCAGUCUAUUUCGGCUUAUAUAACUCUAAUAAUGGCCUAAGUGAUUUAACUCUUACUCAAGUUCUGAUGGCACCAGAAGAGUUUGUGAAUCAGGAAAUCAAAGAAAAGUGCUACUUCUAACCUUUACAAGUUCAGAAGUGCUUGAAAGCAGGCUACGAUUUACAAUUCAGAAGCCGAAAGCAUGUUGGUGAUGUUGCCAUUUUUCCACUCCUGCAAGUCUAAAGUAUAAAGAACUAUAUUAGCCCUCGUUUAAUUUUAAUUACCGUGUACAUCAUUAUUGAAUUGUUGGAUUCUUUUAGCAUCAACCAGAACUUGGUUGUCUACCUCUGACUUCCUGUUAUACUUGUACAUAACAUGUUGGUCAAUUUUUAAUUUUUUUUCGCUAAAUGGAUUUUAGAAAAAGUCA
This is a messenger RNA of Lotus japonicus, 3045 nucleotides long. Its product is annotated as formin-like protein 4. Lineage: Eukaryota; Viridiplantae; Streptophyta; Magnoliopsida; Fabales; Fabaceae. Gene Ontology annotation, molecular function: actin filament binding. The transcript has 2 exons. Gene Ontology annotation, biological process: actin nucleation; actin cytoskeleton organization. Bases 236 to 2554 code for a protein of 772 amino acids. The record is from RefSeq and is a predicted model, not a curated record.